This is a messenger RNA of Nerophis lumbriciformis (worm pipefish), 1362 nucleotides long. The record is from RefSeq and is a predicted model, not a curated record. NCBI's taxonomy places the organism in Eukaryota, Metazoa, Chordata, Actinopteri, Syngnathiformes, Syngnathidae.
AUGCGUGAGAUUGUCCACCUGCAAGCUGGCCAAUGUGGUAACCAGAUUGGAGCAAAGUUUUGGGAGGUGAUCAGUGAUGAGCAUGGCAUCGACCCAACUGGAUCCUACCAAGGAGAUGAUGCCCUUCAACUGGAUAGAAUCAAUGUGUAUUACAAUGAGGCUUCAGGUCAGAAAUCCCUAAAUUCAACUUAUGUCCCAAGGGCAAUCUUGGUGGAUUUGGAGCCAGGCACCAUGGACUCUGUCCGGUCUGGCCCAUUUGGCAGGAUCUUUAGACCUGACAACUUUGUCUUUGGUCAGAGUGGAGCUGGCAAUAACUGGGCCAAGGGUCACUACACAGAGGGAGCUGAGUUAGUGGACUCAGUUCUGGAUGUGGUGAGGAAGGAGGCCGAGGGCUGUGACUGCCUCCAGGGGUUCCAGCUUACACAUUCUCUGGGUGGUGGCACCGGUUCCGGGAUGGGAACACUGUUAAUCAGCAAAAUCCGUGAGGAGUACCCCGAUCGUAUCAUGAACACCUUUAGUGUGGUGCCCUCUCCGAAGGUGUCCGACACAGUGGUGGAGCCUUACAAUGCAACCCUGUCCGUCCACCAGCUUGUGGAGAACACGGACGAGACCUACUGCAUUGAUAACGAAGCAUUAUACGACAUCUGCUUCCGUACUCUGAAGCUGACAACACCCACCUACGGAGACCUCAACCACCUGGUUUCCGCCACCAUGAGCGGUGUGACGACCUGCUUGCGUUUUCCCGGGCAGCUGAAUGCAGACCUCCGCAAAUUAGCUGUCAACAUGGUCCCCUUCCCUCGUUUGCACUUCUUCAUGCCGGGCUUUGCCCCACUCACCAGCAGGGGGAGCACACAGUAUAGAGCACUUACUGUGCCUGAGCUCACUCUGCAGAUGUUUGAUGCUAAAAAUAUGAUGGCUGCCUGUGACCCCCGCCACGGACGCUACCUGACCGUGGCGGCCAUAUUCCGUGGUCACAUGUCCAUGAAAGAGGUUGAUGAGCAGAUGCUGAACGUCCAAAACAAGAACAGCAGCUACUUCGUCGAGUGGAUCCCCAACAAUGUCAAAACAGCUGUGUGCGAUAUCGCGCCGCGUGGCCUCAAGAUGGCAGCCACCUUUAUUGGCAACAGCACUGCCAUUCAGGAGCUGUUCAAGCGCAUAUCUGAGCAGUUCACUGCUAUGUUCCGCCGCAAGGCUUUCCUCCACUGGUACACUGGCGAGGGCAUGGAUGAGAUGGAGUUCACUGAAGCGGAGAGUAAUAUGAACGACUUGGUAUCAGAAUACCAGCAGUACCAGGAUGCCACCGUUGGUGAGGGAGAUUUUGAAGACGGGGAGGACGACGACGAAGAAGAAGACAUGGCCUAA